This is a messenger RNA of Patiria miniata (bat star), 1418 nucleotides long. RefSeq names its product cytochrome c oxidase subunit NDUFA4-like. The transcript is spliced from 4 exons. The coding region runs from base 103 to 354 and encodes 83 amino acids. NCBI's taxonomy places the organism in Eukaryota, Metazoa, Echinodermata, Asteroidea, Valvatida, Asterinidae. The record is from RefSeq and is a predicted model, not a curated record.
CUUAAAAGUUAAAGGGUAUUAUUGUGUCGCCAUUUUGGAUUGUAAGUUUUGUGUGCGCACUAAAUAGGUUGCCCCGUUCUAACACAAAACAUCUCCGUCAAAAUGCAAGGAUUAACGGUCAAAUCACUACGGAGUCACUAUGCAUUGAUUCCUCUGUUCGUAUCAGUGGGGAUUGGAGCUGCAUGGGCAGCUUACUACAUUGGCCGUCUGGCACUGAAGAACCCAGAUGCAACAUGGGAUAAGAAGAAUAACCCGCACCCAUGGACGAAGAUCAAGCCCAAUGAGAACAUAAAGUUCUAUGCCCCGGGAGGAAUCGAAUUUGCCAAGCUGAAGUCAAAUCGACCUGAACUGUAAUCAUCCAGGCUAUUCCCUACUGCGACUCGCAACACGAAACACCAUUUGACGAGUCUGAAGUACGGAGGGAUCGAGGAUGAAGUUUGUUAACAUAAAUUUACAAAUUUGUACAAAGAAAUAACUUUUUGGUUUGAUUGCUUGCUAGUAUUGAUAGUAUUUGGAGCAGUAGAAUAUUAUGUUGAAGUUCAGUUUUGUGCUCCAUAAAAUUUGUAUAAGCUGAUAAUUAACUUUGACCUGGUGUCUAAAUGCUCGCAUCCAUGAUCAUCUUAAGAAGGCAUUAUUCCAAGUAUUGUUUUCUGCUUUUCAAAGAAGCAUAUUGGCAAGGAGUGUUAUCAGAUAAUUUUCAAUUUUGGGCAAGUUAUUUAUCUUUUUUUUUUACUCAAUUGCAUGGAUAAAGUAUGUUGAGUAAUAGCCUAUUUUAAUGUUAAGAUAAACUUAGCUGCCAAAACGAAAUCCCUCAACAACGAUUUUAACGAUCAACUAUUAGUUGUCCUAAAGAGAAACAUAAAAUCUGUUCAUUGCAUGUUGCGGAAUGUUGAUCAAUACUAGUUGGUUGCCUCACAAUGUAAGUAUUCUACACGUAGUUCUUGGUCAUAUCCAAAGGUUUUUGGAUAGUCUAACUGCACAAACAUUUUUCAACAAGGCUGAAUUUAUUCUUAAAAGAUCCCGACGCACAGUCUUCCCCUACCAACAGUAUUCGUUUCCCCUUCAAAUACAACGGGUGUGUUUCUUGUAGAAAUAUUUGUAGGGUAUUACAUAUGUCGAGUCCAAAAUAUCUCUCAGUAUUUCAAAAUUACAGUACAGUUACUUGGAUGUGUUGUGUACUACUCCUGCAGGGUCAUAUUGGACAAUAAGCUUUAACGCACAAGCUAAACAUUUGUCAAAACAGCACUGCUAUAAUUGAGUGACAGGGUUAGGAGUUUUGUUUCAGUAUGUACGUGUAUAAAAACCAUCCUAUUAAAGACAGAAUUUCACUCCCAAGUCCUUACAUAAUUCCCUGUUACACAUGUAGGUUUGGACUUCAACUGAUAUUGAAAUAAAAUUCAAAGAGCCAGUCAUAUAAA